AAUCUGGCGGCUCCGGCAGGAAGUGACGACACGUGCCUGUAGGUUGUUGCUGCGCGGUAUCCCCCUCCCCCCCUAAAAGAAAGGAAGAAAAUCCGUGUGUGGAGAGCGCCGCGUCCUGAACGAAGUCUGACCGAGUCCUGACCGUACCCGUGAGUUAUAUCUUGGAAAUACUUUUACAAGAUUGGAUUAAGUGACACUGAAGUCAUCCACGAAUCUUAUCUAAAAUCAUGAAUCCCGUCUAUAGCCCUGGAUCUUCAGGGGUUCCAUAUGCAAAUGCCAAAGGUAUUGGAUAUCCUGUUGGCUUCCCAAUGGGAUAUGCUGCAGCAGCUCCUGCCUACUCACCUAAUAUGUACGCUGGUGCAAAUCCUGCCUUCCCGUCAGGAUAUACACCUGGAACGCCAUACAAAGUGUCAUGUUCUCCCACCAGUGGGACCGUGUCACCUUAUUCUUCCUCUCCCAAUCCUUACCAGACUGCAGUAUACCCAGUACGAAGUGCCUACCCCCAGCAAAAUCCAUAUGCACAGCAAGGAGCGUACUACACACAGCCCCUGUAUGCAGCUCCUCCACACGUAAUCCAUCACACCACUGUUGUGCAGCCAAAUGGAAUGCCUGCAACUAUGUAUCCUGCACCCCUUCCUCCAAGAGGUAACGCGAUGGCCAUGGGGAUGGUAGCUGGGACCACCAUGGCAAUGUCAGCAGGUACGUUGUUGACCACCCAUUCACCCACUCAAGUAGCUCCUCAUCAGGUCACAAUGCCUGGAUACCGGCCUCAAGGGACCCCAACUUAUAGUUAUGUCCCACCACAGUGGUGAUUAACCUACCAGUGUUUAAAGAUGGAAGAUAUGCAAGCAAGAAAGAGGCUUAUUUAGAUGGUGCUGAAGCAUUCCUGCCUCCAGCAAGAAGUUUCUUCCUUCUGAAUUCUCUCAACACUUUGCCUAACACUAAUUCAGGAUUCGAAGAUUUCCAUUAUUGCAUAUCUUAACAUCUUGGGACUCUAGUGGUUGUCUUAAUAUGAAAAUCCUGUUUUGUGGACAGUCUUGCAAUUUUUUUUUUUAGCUAAUUCUAAUGAUAAAAAAGGGAGUUAUAAAGUCGUUUCAAUCCAUAUCUAGUUGAAUGCAUGUUAAAACACAAACCCAAGCUUGCUCAGUUAUUGCAGUGACAUAUGCAAAGAAAAACAAAAAAAAUACAAAAAACAUCAUAUGCAAAAUCCAAAGGAAUAGGGAAGUGAUUUUUAAGGCCUUUUUACCCUUUUAGGUGGGCCUCCUAACCUUGAGGCAAGACUAAUCACCCAGUGUGUACUUUGAGUGUUGCUCUACCAUUUUUUGAAGAUUGUUGCUAGUAAAUGGUGCCAUGUUUUAAAGAGAAACGUAAUCUACUACAUCAUAUAAAAAUAGUGUAUUUCAGAAUAAUAUACCCGGCUUCACACCUAGGAAUACUAUCUUUUUUUUUUUUUUUUGCAUUCCUCUUGAUUUUUUUUAAUUUUGUAUUUAAAUAGGAAUAGCUGACUCGUUUUGAUGUGAUCAGCUAGCUGUGUGAACUAAGAAGAUUUCUUAGUGUUAGGAUGCAGUGUGUGACUUUGAACACUAUAAGUCUAUAUCAUUACGGGGUACAGUUGCUGCCACACA
This is a messenger RNA of Nanorana parkeri, 1625 nucleotides long. RefSeq names its product family with sequence similarity 168 member B (gene FAM168B). The transcript has 8 exons. The record is from RefSeq and is a predicted model, not a curated record. NCBI's taxonomy places the organism in Eukaryota, Metazoa, Chordata, Amphibia, Anura, Dicroglossidae. Bases 228 to 812 code for a protein of 194 amino acids.